AUGGCCAAACAGGAAGCCGCAAAGCUCGUCGCGCUCCUCGACGGGAUCGACCAGUCGACCGCGGGGAUCCGCGGCGACGACGUCGCCCGUGUGCAGCUGCGGGACGCCGCCGAGAGGUGCCUGGCGCGCCUGCAGACGCCCUACGAGCGCUCGUGGGACCUCGCCUUCGCCAACCCCAUCGUCUUCGCCUGUCUCCAGAUGGGCAUGGACCUCGGCCUCUGGGAGGCCUGGCGCGCCGCGGGCGGGGGCGACAAGACGUUGGAUGACAUUGCCGAUAUGUGCGAGGAGGGCCACGCGCGGCCCGACAUCAACCUUCUCCGCAGGACGGUGAGGCUGCUCGCCAUGUUCAGCGUGCUGGAGGAAAAGGGAGUCGAUCGAUAUGGGCCAACGCCCUUCUCGCUCGAGAUGGGCGACAAGACGGCCUGUGUGGCUCAGACGUUGGAGUGCGGAACCGAUCACUUCAUGCGCGCCGGCCACAACCUGCCGAAAUACCUGGCCAAGACCUCGUACCGCGAGCCCCUGGACCCCAAGACGUGCAACUACGUCGACGCCUUCGGGCUCGAGUUCUUCGACCGCGUCAAGCGGGACCCGCGCAUGAACCAGAGCUUCGCCGACCACAUGGCCGGCUUCACCCAGCGCAAGACGCCCUGGGUGGAGCUCUUCGACACCGGGGCCAGCCUGAUGUCCGGCGCCGAGCUCGGUGGCGGUUCCCCGCUCUGUGUGGACGUGGGCGGCGGCGUCAUGGGCGUCGACAUCACCCACCUGCUCAAGAAACACCCGGGCCUGCCCGCCGGGGCGCUGGUCCUCCAAGACCUGCCAGAGGUCGUCGGCGCGGCCAGCCUGGACGGCGAGAUUAAGAAGAUGGCGCAUGACAUUUUCCAACCGCAGCCUGUCAAGGGAAGUCGGGCGUACUACUUUCACGCCGUGUUCCAUGACUGGCCCGAGGCAGAGGCCCUCGUCAUCCUUGGUCACAUCGCGGCAGCGAUGCGCAAGGGGUAUUCCAAACUGCUUAUAUACGAGGUCAUGAUCCCCGCCGCGGGCGCCACCCGCUGGCAGGCCAUCAUGGACGUCGGCAUGAUGUCGCUUCUCUCGGCCCACGAGCGCACAGAGGCGCAAUGGCGCUCUCUUUUGACAAAGGCUGGCUUCUCUAUCCUCAAUUUCUGGCCCGAUCUCAAGGGUACCGAGACGUUGAUCGAGGCUGAGCUGGCAUAGCCCUGCUUGGUUUCCUUCUUGUAUGCUUGCCUUCGGUCUCUGCGAUCCUGUUCUGUUUGUUUUAUUCCCGUGAUUCUAGGCAAGGCUGGGAAGAAUCCAAGCGUGGGGCAUAUACUUAAUACCACCUCGAGAACAGUUGGCCGUCCGGGGCCAAGUUCUGUCUGACGCACUAC
Molecule: messenger RNA, 1385 nt
Organism: Gaeumannomyces tritici R3-111a-1
Lineage: Eukaryota; Fungi; Ascomycota; Sordariomycetes; Magnaporthales; Magnaporthaceae
Product: O-methyltransferase
Exons: 3
Coding region: 1-1212 (403 amino acids)
Molecular function (GO): O-methyltransferase activity
Source: RefSeq, a predicted model, not a curated record